Mirounga angustirostris (Northern elephant seal) is the source of this 5095-nucleotide messenger RNA. It is a transcript of the gene COBLL1, whose product is annotated as cordon-bleu WH2 repeat protein like 1. The coding region runs from base 4 to 3897 and encodes 1297 amino acids. The record is from RefSeq and is a predicted model, not a curated record. The transcript has 16 exons. Gene Ontology annotation, molecular function: actin monomer binding. Lineage: Eukaryota; Metazoa; Chordata; Mammalia; Carnivora; Phocidae.
GCGAUGGGAAUGGGAACGCUCUGCACGGGAGUUUCCUUUCCGUUGCGCUCCCCCAGCCGAACCCCAAAGACCCGAAGUCGGGUGGGAGGGAAAUUCCUACCCGGUUCUCGCCCACCCCCGCCCGUUUUUGUCUCCGGCUCACUGCCUCUCUCGCUCCGAUGCCACCGAGCCUCGUCACCACUUCUGGGUGGCCGACCGGCGGAGGUGGCGGCGAGCUCCGGAGCUCCGGGCAGAGAAAUGGGGCAGUUAGUGACACGCCGCCUCGGAACUGGAGUCCGCGCCGCGCCCCGCAGGGCGAUGGACAGCCGAACCCCGCGCUCGCAGGACGCCCUGGCGGCGCCCACGCCUCCCGCCGCCCCAACCGGGAGAAAACCAAAAGCCAAGGCACCACGUCCUCCAGCUGAGACCAGAUAUGUUGAUGCCUCUUCAGUUGAUGAUCCUGUAGAAUCCUCUGCUUGCAUCAUGGAACAGAAAGAAAACAUGAUAGAUAAAGACAUUGAACUCUCAGUGGUGCUACCUGGGGAUAUUAUCAAAUCGACUACUGUUCAUGGCAGUAAACCUAUGAUGGACUUGUUGAUAUUCCUCUGUGCACAGUAUCACUUAAAUCCAUCCAGUUACACAAUUGAUCUGCAGUCAUCUGAAAAUAACCCCAUUAAAUUUAAGCCAAACACACCAAUAGGAAUGUUGGAGGUGGAGAAAGUCAUUUUAAAGCCAAAAAUUUUGGAUAAGAAAAAGCCUACGCCUAUAAUACCAGAGAAAACUGUGAGAGUAGUGAUCAAUUUUAAGAAAACACAGAAGACAAUAGUGAGAGUUAGCCCUCAUGCACCACUCCAAGAACUUGCCCCCAUUAUAUGCAGCAAAUGUGAGUUUGAUCCACUGCAUACACUGUUGUUGAAGGAUUAUCUAUCUCAGGAGCCCCUUGAUUUGACAAAAUCUCUUAACGACCUAGGACUAAGAGAAUUAUAUGCCAUGGAUGUCAGCAGAGCCACUUCUGUUACUGCCUUCAAUAAAUCAUCUUUACAAGAAUCCUGCCAAGUAUCACAAAACCUAGACAUUAUGAAGGAGAAGGAAAAUAAAGGGUUUUUCAGCUUUUUUCAGCGCAGUAAGAAAAAGCGGGAACAGACUGCAAGUGCCCCUGCAACUCCUCUAGUAAAUAAGCAUCGCCCAACUUUUACAAGGUCCAAUACCAUUUCCAAGCCAUAUAUUUCAAACACCCUGCCAUCGGAUGCACCCAAGAAGAGGCGGGCCCCGCUGCCUCCAAUGCCAGGGUCUCAGAGCGCCCCCCGGGACCUUGCUCACAUCCAGGAGAGGCCAGCUUCUUGUGUAGUGAAAUCCUUGAGUGUGGACGAAACAGAGAAGAGUCCCUGUGGAGCAAGCAUAGUGAGAACUGGCUCACUGCAGCUCAGUAGUACAUCUGUUGGUGAUUCAUCUUUGAAGAGGACAAAGCGAAAAGCACCUUCCCCACCCUCCAAAAUACCCCUGCAUCCAAGUGAUGAAAGUAGUCCUGUCACUGCCCCACAGGCAGGACGCACGGUUCCUUCGGAUGGUGUUUUAGAAGCAAACCCUCCCAAGGGGCUGCCCAGCCCAGAUUUUACUUCUUUGGCAGAAGCCUCCCUUGACCCCGGGCUCCCCAGUCUCGAACACUCCACUGUGCCCAGACUACUGGAUGAAGCUUCCCUCUCCGAGUGCUCUCGAACGGCCGAGACAGCCGUAGCAUCUCUAACAUCUGGAAUAAGCUCUGAUCAUAGCCUUGAAGAGAUAGAUGAAAAGGAAGAACUGAGUGAAGUGCCUAAAGAUGAGGCUGAAAAUAUUUCUCUGAAGUCACAAGAUAUUCCUUCUGGAUCUACUGAUAUAAUAAAUACACUGAAAAAUGAUCCUGACUCAGCCCUUGGCAAUGUUACUGGAGAGUCCUCACAAAACUCCAAAGAAGAAAAACAAGAAGCUAGAAACACAGAUGGACAAGGGCUACAUAUAAUGGUAUAUAAUACAAGCAGGGAAGAGAGGGUAGUUGACAGUGUAAGAAACUUGAAGUCAUUGGGCCUAAACCAGGAGAAUGUAGAUCAAAAUGAAGUAAUUGUCAUUCCACCGAACACAGAAGAUCAUAUGAAAAAUGGAGUGAGGAGAAAAGAAAUCAAUGUAGGAGGUGUUGCCAAAAAUAACAAUGUGGACAUGGAAGCUGACAGACUAUCAAACUAUCAGGCACAUAAAACUGAUACUGCUGAAAGUUACAAGGAAAAUCAUCUAGCUGCUUCAUUAGUACAAGACCAAAAACUGAAUCAACCCAGUGAGGAAAAGACCAAAAUGCAAGACACAGCCAUUCAGACAGUCCCCUCCACUGAGAGCUUUGAUGGGAAUCACCGAGAUCAUAAUUUGUCUAACUUCAAAGUUAACGAAAGUGUGCAAACUCCAAGUAAUAAUAAAUCAACUCAACACUCACCUUCAAGUCCCCAAGAUUCUGUAGAUGCCUCAAGGAAAUUCAGGAGUCAGGGCCCUGUAAAGGUACAUUCAGAAAAUCAACUCACCAUAAAAGAUCCAAUUUGUACACAUGGUAAUGACCGUCUUUUGCCUCCUGUAGAUGGGAAUGAUAAAAAUUCAGCUUUUUCUCAUGUAAAGAAUUAUCCACUUUAUAGACAAGACUAUGAUCCCAAGCCAAAACCUUCAAAUGAAAUCACAAGAGAGUACAUACCCAAAACUGGAAUGACUACUUACAAAAUUGUGCCUCCCAAAUCCCUGGAGAUACUGAAAAAUUGGGACUCAGAAACCACUGGCUAUAACGAUGACCAGGAGAUGCAUACUUUAGGAAGAAAGCCCACUGAUGAGAGUGUGAAAGAAACUGCAGUCCAAACAGAAGAUCUUGUGGUCUCUGAAAGUCCAAGGGAGCCACAGGCAGACGUUCAACUGAGGCUUACCCCGAGAACAGAGCAUCAGGUGCUCCGCCUGGAGAGCUCGCCCUGCAUCGCCGUGGGGAAGCCUCUGAAACCUGCUCCCAGAGUGACGAAAGACCCUGGCACAGCUCCUUUUGCGCCGAAUUUGGAAGAUAUCAACAAUAUUUUGGAGUCAAAGCUUAAAUCUCGGGUUUCAAAUGCCCAGACCAAACCAAGUUCUUUUUUCCUGCAGAUGCAAAAAAGAGUUUCGGGUCACUAUGUGACAUCUGCAGCGGCCAGGAGUGUCCACGGGGCCCCUAACCCCGCUCCAAAAGAACUGGUAAAGAAAGAGGAGGAAAAGGACGCGCGAGCCCCUCCGGGGCAAACUCUUGGUCCCGUCGGUGGAACAGCUCCGCCUCUUCCACAGCCGCCUAUCGAUCAACACACCGCCGAGGAGCGCGGCGGCCCGGAGGCGGCCGACACGUCUCCUCCGCCCCGAGCUCCGGGCCCCGCUCCUCUUCCUGCGAGUCGGUUAGCAGCACUAAACUUGAAGACUCUGAAAACUUUUGGGGCCCCGAGACCUUACGCGAGCUCCGCGCCAUCCCCCUUCGCCCUGGCCGUAGUGAAACGCUCCCAGUCUCUCAGCAAAGUGCGCCCGGAGCUGGGCGGCGAGCGUGCGUUCGCGCCGCCUCCACCUGACUCAGAGGGAGGGAAGGCUCCGUCUGUACAUCCAUCUGUGGGCCUCGCACAGCUCUGUGUGCGUGAUGAGGGAAAUAACUCUGCACAUAAUGAACAGAAUUCCCAAAUACCAUCUCCAACUGACUGCCCAUCACUCAUUCUUAAGAGACAAAGUUCUUUAACAUUCCAAAGCUCUGACCCAGAACAGAUCCGACAGAGUUUGCUGACUGCAAUCCGUUCUGGAGAGGCUGCUGCCAAAUUGAAAAGGGUUACUGUUCCAUCAAAUACAAUAUCUGUGAAUGGAAGGUCAAGACUCAGCCAUUCCAUGUCCCCUGAUGCCCAGGACAGCCAUUAAAUGUCGCCUGUGAUAAUGCACUUCACUUCUACUUCACAGAACACCUUCAUCCUAAUGGAGAAUGUUGGCAAAUGUAUAUUCAGAUGUACACUAAUAUAUUGUCUAUUAAAGUGUAAGAAUUUGUGCUGUGGCUUUUAAUGCCAAAAGAAGAAUUACAGAAUUUAUAAGUUAUGAUAUUUUUGGCCCCUCCUUUUUUUUUUUUUUGCCUUAAAAGCUCAAUAUGCUGCUGUAGAACUUUAAGACAAGGUGUUAAUGACUUUCAUUUUCUUUCAAAUGAGAAAUAGUCACCUUUUGUUGAUUUCACUUGCACAUUCUCUACAGUGGUGACUUAGACAAAAGGAAAAAUUGAGAUUCAUAGACUUAUAUUUGUGUGACACCUAUAUAGGUAAGCAAACAUAGAUCUGACAUUUGCUGCCUUAAUGUUACAGUUUAAUUGGAAAUGUUUGUAAGUUAUAUUAAGGUCUGUUUUGGCUGAAAGUACAAUAUAGAGAACUAAUACCAAGUAUAUUUGGUUCAGCAGUUAAAAUGAUGAAUCACUUAGUGUGCAAGUCUUGUAUGUUGUUCAUGUAAUUACAAAAUCAGUGUCAAAUUUAUGGGAAGCUCAUAGUAUUUUAAUAUUUUAUUAACAUGGAACAUUUGUUUUUUUAAUCUUUAGAACUUAAAUUGCACAAAGAACAUUUUAAAUAUUUUUUGUAUAGAAUCAUGACAUUGUUGUCACACAGAUAUUACACAUUUAUGUGCCAGAAGCCUUACAAAUCACCUUAUGACAAUGUUGAUCUAUUGUGACAAUUAUUUCACUUUUGAUGUGUAGCAAGGAAUAGGGGUUAGUCUGUGUUCAUACUGGAAAACUUCAAAGGCUACUUGGAGGUUCCAGAAAUCCUGGUUUUAAUUAAAGUAAAAUGAUAAAGUCUUUAUGUAGUUCAGAUGCUAAUAUUCUAAAUAAUAAUAUAUAUUUACAUUAAAGCUAAAACUGUCAAGCAAAACAAUGCCUAAUUUGUUGGCUUAUAACCGUACUGGGGUCUAGAGCUCAUUCAUGGUCUAGUCCUAAUUUAAGAAUCUAAUAGCUCAUUUAUUCUAAAAGCUUGGUCAAACAAGUGAAUGUUACGUUGAUUUUCACUAAAGCUCUUGGGAUGUCUGCCUCUUUGGAAAAUGUGUUGAUUUUUUUUCCCCCUGUCUAAUAAAAGCAAGUUAUAUAUUU